AAAAACAAGACGUAAAAAAACGCGUUACAAAUUGACUAUUCUUUCCCGACACAUCGAAGACAAAAAAGCCGAUCGACACGAACAGCAGCUCCUAUUAAUACUCUCCUGGGGUUCGAUCGCGCGACCUCUUGGCAGUAUGGAGCGUGAGAAAUAAGGCAGGAAAACUGUUGGCAGUAUAAUUGCAAUCUAAUCUCAGGUAGAUUGUUGUACGACAUGGCAAUGGAGAGAAAGAAAUCUGUGAAGUUCAACCUCGGGAGACAGUCGUCGUUGGCUCCGGAGAGAGAAGAGAGGGCAAAUGGAGAAGAAGUGGUGGAGAAAGAAAUUGAAAUUCCGGAAGAUCUGAACUCCAUCAUACAGCUGCUGUACCUGGCAAACAAAGGGGAUGUGGAAGGCAUACAAGCGCUGCUUGACGGCGGCGCGGAUGUAAAUUCCGUGGAUUUCGAUAGUCGGACGGCCCUUCAUGUGGCCGCUUGCGAGGGUCACAAGGAUGUCGUCUCUCUACUGAUUAACAGGGGCGCCGAUGUCAAUUGUAAAGAUCGAUGGGGAAGCACGCCACUUGCAGAUGCUAGACACUACAAAAACUUAGAUGUGUGCAAGCUUUUGGAGGAAAAAGGCGCGAUUUUACCGACACCUCCCAUGCAUGUUACAAAUGUUCGUGAAGUUCCAGAAUAUGAAGUUGAUCCCCAAGAGCUGGAUUUCACAAACAGUGUUCAAAUUACAAAGGGAACACAUCAAGUUGCAUUGUGGCGAGGAAUACGAGUUGCUGUAAAGAGUUUUAGUGAGGAUAUAUUUACAGAUGUAGAAAAAGUGAGCGCAUUUAGGGAUGAGCUGGCCUUGCUGCAGAGAGUGCGACACCCAAAUGUUGUCCAGUUUCUUGGUGCUGUCACUCAGAGCAGUCCCAUGAUGAUUAUUACUGAAUACCUACCAAAGGGUGAUCUGGAUGCCUAUUUAAAAAAAAAGGCAGGAUCAGGAUUGAAACCGUUGAAGGCACUAAAACAUGCCCUUGAUAUUGCAAGGGGAAUGAAUUAUUUACAUGAGAAUAAGCCAGCACCAAUUAUUCAUCGUGAUCUUAAGCCCUCAAAUAUACUGCGGGAUGAUUCGGGACAUCUUAAAGUUGCUGAUUUUGGGAUAAGCAAGCUGCUAAAAGUGUCAACUAAAACUCUCAAAGAAGAUGGAUCAUUCAAAUUGAGUGGAACUUCUUGGAGGUAUACAGCACCAGAGGUUAUUCGAGAAGAAGCAUAUGACACAAAAGUGGAUGUCUUUUCUUUUGCUCUAAUUUUGCAAGAGAUGAUAGAAGGAAAUCAACCGCUUGCAUCAUUGACUCAUAUGGAAGCUGCAAAAGCCUAUGCUUAUGAGGAUAGGAGGCCUGAGUUCAAAGCUUCUCCAAGACACUAUCCCAAAGACUUGAAAGAGCUGAUUGAGCAAUGCUGGGACAAAGACCCUGCAAAAAGGCCAACAUUUGCUGAUAUUAUUCAUAAGUUAGACACGAUCAUUUAUUUUUGCAAUCGGAAAAAUCGUUGGAAGGGCAAACCAAUCAAGUAUAUUCGGAACUUUAAGGUACUAUGGCGUUUGCGGCAAAAAAGUGAUUUCUCAUGUUCAAGCACCCUCUCAUAUAAUGAUUGACGAGUGAUCACGUUCCUCUUCCAGUCAUCGCAGUUAAUAUGUCUGGUUUGACUUUUUUGUGAAGGAAUGAGGAUUUAUCUUUUGAGUGAUGAAGUUCCUCUCGUAUAUUGCUAGAAGAUUUCUCUAGAGGAACACGCUCUAGAACAAGUGUGUUCUUUUCCAAGGUUAAAUAUUUGGUGAUCCAUAAAACUUUCCAAAGGCCUAUCGUCACGCGUCUGUGUGAAGUCGAAGUUGAAUAUGUGUACAUUAUAUUUUUUAUUUAUUGGGAAUAUUCUUUCUUCUUA
This is a messenger RNA of Cryptomeria japonica (Japanese cedar), 1907 nucleotides long. RefSeq names its product integrin-linked protein kinase 1. The coding region runs from base 214 to 1623 and encodes 469 amino acids. Gene Ontology annotation, biological process: protein phosphorylation. Lineage: Eukaryota; Viridiplantae; Streptophyta; Pinopsida; Cupressales; Cupressaceae. Gene Ontology annotation, molecular function: protein binding; ATP binding; protein kinase activity. The transcript is spliced from 12 exons. The record is from RefSeq and is a predicted model, not a curated record.